Molecule: messenger RNA, 699 nt
Organism: Geodia barretti
Lineage: Eukaryota; Metazoa; Porifera; Demospongiae; Tetractinellida; Geodiidae
Source: the annotation of a GenBank genome assembly
AUGAAGAACAAGGUUUUCUCCGAUUUCGACUCGGCUGUAGCCGACAUGAAAGACGGCAUGACGUUCAUGUCGCCAGGUUUUGGAAACGUGGGCCUGGCCCGCAACCUUCUGGCCGCAGUACACCGGCUGGGCAUCAAAGACCUGACGGGCAUCUCCAACAACGCUGGUUCAAUGGACGACCGGGUGGACGUGGGAACGUUGGUCGAAGCGGGUCAGGUCAAGAAGAUGAUCUGCGCGUUUACGGCACCGACGCACCCGUCGCAGAUCACGCCGUUCGUGCAGAUGUACAACGAUGGCGUGCUGGACGCGGAACUGGUUCCGCAGGGCACUUUGGCCGAGCGCAUGCGAGCGGCCGGGGCCGGGAUCGGGGCCUUUUACACGCCGGCCAGCGUGGGGACCGAACUGGCGGAAGGCAAGGAGCACCGGGAGAUCAACGGCCGGACCUACGUGUUGGAGUUUCCGUUGCCGGCGGAUUUCGCGCUGAUCCGCGCGUACCGGGCCGACACCUUUGGAAACCUCCAGUUCCGCCUGACCCAGCGCAACUUCAACCCCCUCAUGGCGAUGGCGGCGGACGUCACGGUCGUCGAAGUUGAGGACAGCAUCGUGGAACCCGGGGAGAUCGACCCGGAUUGCGUCCACGUGCCGGGUGUUUAUGUUGACCGACUGGUGAAGAUUCCCGAUGAUGGCAUUUGGGACUGA